GGAGCCGCCACCGCAGCCGCGGGAGCCGCCAGCAGAGCCGGGCCGGGCCGGGAUGAUGUGACGGGGCGGUCGCGCCCCCCCCCCCCGCCUCCCCCGCUGCCCCGGGCCCGCGGGCCCCGCGCCCCGGGAGGCUGUCGGGGGGCGGCGGUGGCGGCGGGUCCCCCCCCGCCGCCCCCAUGUCGGAGGGGCCGCCCUACGGCGAGGGGCAGCUGGCGGGGGACGCGGCCGUGGGGCAACUGCCCUUCCCCGUGCGGCUCCGCGGCCCCGACGGGCUCCUGGCCGGGGGGCAGGGCAAGCGGCCCCCCAAGCUGGGGCAGAUCGGGCGCAGCAAGAGAGUGGUGAUUGAAGAUGAUAGGAUUGAUGACGUGCUGCAGAAUCUCACAGAAAAGGCCCCUCCCGAUGUUUAAAGCCUCCCUGGGGACGCUGGGCUGAAGCUGGAGGGGCCUGGGGAAGAGGGGAAGUGGCAGGGGGGGAGGGGGGGGAGGGUCA
Molecule: messenger RNA, 489 nt
Organism: Apus apus (common swift)
Lineage: Eukaryota; Metazoa; Chordata; Aves; Apodiformes; Apodidae
Gene: CAMK2N1
Product: calcium/calmodulin dependent protein kinase II inhibitor 1
Exons: 2
Coding region: 177-407 (76 amino acids)
Biological process (GO): negative regulation of protein kinase activity
Molecular function (GO): calcium-dependent protein kinase inhibitor activity; protein kinase binding
Source: RefSeq, a predicted model, not a curated record